AUGUUAUCUUCGUCAGAAUCAUCUUCACAUGCUAUGGAAAAACACACAGAAGUGAUAAACGAAACAAAAUCAUACCCACAAGAAGAAGAAUCUGCUCAACAAUCGCUAAUGUCAAAAUCACAAGAAGAAGUUCAAGAAUAUGAACAAGUUUCAUCUAAUUCAGAAUUUGUUACUUUAGGUAACCACACUUUCAAGAGAGCUGAUUUAUUGCAUGCUUUGGGUGCAGAAUUUAACAAUGCUGGUCAACAAAUGGCUGCAUACAGUGAACCUGCUGUCAAACGUCUAGCCAACCCAAUCCCAUUAGGUUUAGCUUCUUUCUCCUUAUCUUGUAUGUGUCUUUCUUUGGUUAAUGCCAAUGUCCGUGGUACUAAUAAUGUUAAAUUGUUAAUUUCAGAAUUCAUGUUUUUUGGUGGUGCCAUUGAAUUGUUUGCUGGUUUGUUAUGUUUUGUUACAGGUGAUACUUACGCUAUGACUGUCUUUUCUUCCUUUGGUGGGUUCUGGAUUAGUUGGGGUUGUAUCAACACUGAUCAAUUUCACAGUAUUUCUGGCUACGGUGAUGAUACUAAGAUGUUUAAUAAUGUUUGUGGGUUUUUCUUAGCUGCUUGGACUGUCUUUACAUUUUUGGUUUUGAUGUGUACGUUGAAAAGUACCUGGGGUUUGUUCUUAUUGCUAUUAUUUUUAGAUUUAACUUUCCUAAUGCUUUGUAUCGGUACUUUCAUUGGUAAUAACAAAUGUAACGAGGCUGGUGGUUAUUUCGGUAUAUUGGCCAGUUGUUGUGGUUGGUACUCAUUAUAUUGUAUGAUUGUAACUCCAGAAAAUUCAUACUUCCCAUUGGUCGCCACUACAAUGCCAAACUUCCCAGUCGUUUAA
Henningerozyma blattae CBS 6284 is the source of this 870-nucleotide messenger RNA. Its product is annotated as acetate uptake transporter family protein. Bases 1 to 870 code for a protein of 289 amino acids. The transcript has a single exon. The record is from RefSeq and is a predicted model, not a curated record. Gene Ontology annotation, cellular component: plasma membrane. Gene Ontology annotation, molecular function: acetate transmembrane transporter activity. Lineage: Eukaryota; Fungi; Ascomycota; Saccharomycetes; Saccharomycetales; Saccharomycetaceae.